CUAACAACCUCUUAAUGAAAGAGACAACAUAGGACCGUAUUUAUAAUAGAGGACCGAACUACCCCGAAUCCGAUCUAUAGCCUUUCUCCGCACGAAGCUCAACCCCUCCAACGAACCCCACGAUCUCGGUCUUUGAGGUGGCACGUCUUCUGGGUGUUGCUGCUGUCUCGAUAUAAUAAAACAUUGUUUCUUCUUGGCUUACAUUUUUAUUAUUUUUUGCCAUUGACCUUCACCAGCACCUUUCCCUCUCAUUACUACCCUCACCUCUAUCUACUACAUUCAUCCCAGACCCUACCUUAGCUAACCCCCCCCCUCCCUUUCGGUAUAAGAGCUUACCCAGCUCAAAAUGGCCGAGAUCACAAUCACCGGCUUCCGGACCCGCGACGUGCGGUUUCCCACGUCCCUAGACAAGACCGGGUCCGACGCCAUGAAUGCUGCCGGCGACUACUCUUCCGCGUAUUGCAUCCUCGAGACGGAUUCUAAAUUCACAGGCCACGGAAUGACCUUCACAAUCGGCCGCGGCAACGACAUCGUCUGCGCCGCAAUAUCCCACCUAGCCGAGCGCAUCAAAAACCGCACCCUCUCAAGCCUAGUCUCCAACUGGGGCCAGACCUGGCGCCACCUAGUCAACGACUCCCAACUGCGCUGGAUCGGCCCCGAGAAAGGCGUCAUCCACCUCGCCCUCGGCGCCGUCGUCAACGCCGUCUGGGACCUGUGGGCCAAGACCCUCGGCAAGCCCGUCUGGCGCGUCGUCGCCGAAAUGACCCCCGAAGAAGUCGUCCGGUGCAUCGACUUCCGAUACAUCACGGACGCGAUCACGCCCGCGGAGGCGCUGGCCCUACUAACGAAAGCCCAAGACGGCAAAGACGCGCGGUUUGCAGACGCGCUGGAGAGCCGCGCCGUCCCCGCGUAUACCACCAGCGCGGGCUGGCUAGGCUACGGCGAAGACAAGAUGCGCGCAUUACUCCGCGAGACCCUCGCGAACGGGUACAAGCACUUCAAGCUCAAGGUCGGCGGGCCCGUCGACCAGGACAAGCGCCGCCUGGCCAUCGCGCGCGACAUCAUCGGGUACGACCGGGGCAACGUGCUCAUGGUCGACGCGAACCAGAUCUGGAGCGUGCCCGACGCCAUCGCCCACAUGAAGCAGCUCGCCGAGUACAAGCCGUGGUUCAUCGAGGAGCCCACGUCGCCCGACGACAUACUCGGCCACAAAGCGGUGCGCGACGCCCUCCGUCCGUACGGCAUCGGGGUCGCCACGGGCGAGAUGUGCCAGAACCGCGUCGUUUUCAAGCAACUUCUCGCGAGCGGCGCCAUCGACGUGUGCCAGAUCGACGCGUGCCGUCUCGGCGGCGUCAACGAGGUUUUAGCCGUGCUGCUCAUGGCGGCGAAAUUCGGGGUCCCGGUAGUUCCGCACUCGGGGGGCGUGGGACUGCCGGAGUACACGCAGCAUCUGAGCACGAUCGACUACGUGGUCGUUAGCGGGAAGCGCUCUGUGCUGGAGUACGUGGACCAUUUGCACGAGCACUUCCUGCAUCCGUCCGCGGUGAAGGACGGGUACUACCAGACGCCGACGGAGCCGGGGUACAGCGUGGAGAUGAAGGCGGAGAGUAUGGAUCGGUUUAGUUACCCGGGCGAGGAGGGGGUUAGCUGGUGGAGGACUGAGGAGGCUCGGCCGAUUUUGGAGGGGGAGAAGAUAUAGAUUUUGAAAGGGGUAAGGCCGCUUGAAUGUGUUGGAAAGGAAUUGGGUGGGAAAAGGGGCUACGUAUUUGAUAACUAUGGCGGAGCAUUAAAUAGGUAGGCAUCGUGGUACUGCGAUAUACUCUGCAUCUAAAACGGCCAUAUAUCAAAAUCUAAGUAGAGAAAACAAUGGCAUACUUUGAAUUCCACCA
Daldinia loculata is the source of this 1889-nucleotide messenger RNA. Its product is annotated as enolase C-terminal domain-like protein. The transcript has 2 exons. Gene Ontology annotation, molecular function: magnesium ion binding; L-fuconate dehydratase activity. Bases 347 to 1699 code for a protein of 450 amino acids. The record is from RefSeq and is a predicted model, not a curated record. Gene Ontology annotation, biological process: amino acid catabolic process; carbohydrate catabolic process. Lineage: Eukaryota; Fungi; Ascomycota; Sordariomycetes; Xylariales; Hypoxylaceae.